Molecule: messenger RNA, 1854 nt
Organism: Penicillium roqueforti
Lineage: Eukaryota; Fungi; Ascomycota; Eurotiomycetes; Eurotiales; Aspergillaceae
Product: putative GTPase MTG1
Exons: 5
Coding region: 1-1854 (617 amino acids)
Cellular component (GO): mitochondrion; membrane
Molecular function (GO): GTP binding; GTPase activity
Source: RefSeq, a predicted model, not a curated record
AUGGAGCAUACUAUUACCGUCACUACGGUCCAAAGAACCAAGGCUGCAUCAAACCAUCACAUCCAGCCGAGUACGCAGGACAAGAUUGGCUCCCCAGUGGUGUCUCAAGCCAGCCGUGAUUACUCUCCGCCCCCAUCAAAUAUUCCGGAGACACCUAUACCAUUGUGCAAACUGGAACUUCAGUCUUUGCCUGUUAACGUUCGGACCAUUGCCAAUCCCGCUCCCCUGGGUCUAUGUGCAUUUGCAUUGACAUCGUUCCUCUCGAAUUGUGUCGCCCUCAAUGUGGGAGGUAUGAAAGUAGCAGGGGUCAGUAUGUCCUUGGCUUUGAGUUAUGGUGGUAUAGCGCAGGUGUUGGCUGGAAUGUGGGAAAUGGCGGCUGGGAAUACUUUUGGUGCGACGACCUUUUGUUCUUUCGGUGCCUAUUGGAUAUCAUUUUCUCUGAUCUCGACUUUCGACGAUACCGAUUUUACAAGAAGUACAGUAGAUCCACUAUGUCAGAACGAGCUCUUAAUGGGCCUGUUCAUGUUGGGCUGGUGCAUCUUCACUACACUGAUGCUCUUGUGCACUCUCAAAUCUAAUCUUGCGAUGUUCUCUCUGUACUUUUUCAUGGACAUGAACUACCUUCUACUCGGCAUUGCGCACAUUCAAUGCAACUCUCAUGGCGAGAUUCCGGUUGCACUUGAGAGGACAGGCGGUAUUUUUGGCAUUUUGGCAGCGUCUUCGGCUUGGUAUAAUGCCUUUGCGGCUAUUUCUGAUAUCAAUAACAGUUUUCUAAUAGUUCCCGUUGGUCAUUUCCCUUGGUCUACAGCUGCACAUCUUCGUCGGGUUAAGGCUAAAGAGUUCGUUCCGCGCAAUGUAUUCCCUCAUUAUGGGGCUAUUCCACGGUCCUAUUUCUUAGGACACCACAGGGCUGGUCUGACCAAGAUGAAAAGCAUGCUCUCAACUAUCGACUAUGUUGUCGAGUGUCGUGAUUAUCGAGCUCCCGUGACCUCGAUCAACCCCAUGUUUGAGGAAGCUUUGGGCAAGAUGCGACGACUGGUCGUCUACACUAAGAGAGAUCUGGGAAGCACUCCCAGAUCAUCUGCCCAGAAAAUAAUAGAACGCAAACUGCAAGGUUUUGAUCCAAAGAGCGCCGUGUUUUUCACCAGCUCGUCCUCCCGGCAAGAUGUCAGCCAGAUCAUCAAGCACCUUCGAACCGACGCCGAAGCUCCCGAUAAGUUAGUAGGCUGUCGAGUGUUAGUUGUCGGAAUGCCCAAUGUUGGCAAGUCAACACUGAUCAACAAUCUACGCAACUCAGGCACGGGCAAAGCCAAGGCUAUGAAAACCGGGCAGCAACCCGGUAUCACACGCAAGGUAGCCACGCAGGUGAAGAUCAUUGAUCGUGAGAACGGAUCACAUGUCUACGUUCUGGACACGCCGGGAGUGUUUAUGCCAUAUGUUCCAGAAGCAGAGAAUAUGCUCAAGCUGGCUCUCUGUGGCUGUGUCAAGGACAAUGUCAUUUCCGCGAUAACCAUGGCGGAUUACUUGUUGUAUCAUAUAAACCUGAAUGAUCCAUCAGUAUACAAGCGCUGGUCGGAACCGACCAAUGAUGUGGUUCCAUUAAUUGAAAGCUUUGCGCGCCAAACUGGCCUGCUCGCAAAAGGCGGGGUGCCAAUGAUGGAUGGAGCCGCACUUCUUUUUAUACAGAAAUGGAGACAAGGAGAGCUAGGUCAAUUUUUGGUGGACGACCUAGAAGCAGAGGAACAACGGCGGGGAGAUCCUACGCAAACACCGCGCAUGAGCAUGACGCAGGCCUUGAGAGUGGAAAGGACAACUCGAAAGAACAAACCGGAUGCAACAACGAGCGAUCUGUAA